CGGUCCUUUAGCUGAAGGUUGGCUCAAUGGCGACGAGAUAGAAUGUCCACGGCACGGUGCACGCUUUUGCGUGAAAACGGGAGAGCCGCUUUGUAUGCCUGCUGUCGAAGCCAUUGAAUGUUACGCCGUCAAAAUUGAAGAUGAUGAUAUUUUGGUCAGCGUUGACUAAUGAGUUACCUAUUUAUUUCUUGGAGGAACACCCAGUGGUAACAGAAGAAACUGUAUUAGAGAGUAUCAAACAAAUUAUUGACCCAGAAAUUGGAAUUAACAUCGUUGACAUGGGGCUCAUCUACGGCGUUGACAUCAAUGACGCAACUGUGGAUAUUACGAUGACCUUGACGAGCAUGGGAUGUCCCGCUGGUGGACAGAUUAUCAACGGUGCACAGCAGGUCACGCAGCAAAUAGACGGGAUUGACGAAGUCAACGUCAAUGUCGUCUGGAGCCCGCCUUGGAACAUGGAAAUGAUGAGCGACGACGCAAAGGAUGAACUCGGCCUCUUUUAAAAGUAGUAGG
This is a messenger RNA of Geodia barretti, 513 nucleotides long. Lineage: Eukaryota; Metazoa; Porifera; Demospongiae; Tetractinellida; Geodiidae. The record is from the annotation of a GenBank genome assembly.